GCCGACAGACGGCGGUACGGACGUAUUAUCGCGCGCGCGCUCCACGUUCUAGGAACUUUUGCCUUUGGCGUACUGGCAGAUUCCUCACAACAGUGUCUACUCUCAAAGAUGGCAGAUCAAUUUGUGUUGUAUUAUCAUGUGACGGUGAAAAGCUCUCGUUGAUAAGGCGGUACGUGCGUUAACUGUCGUAGAUUUUCUUCCUGUGGAAGGACCGCGUUCCACAAAGUCGAAAAUCGGCGCGAUGGCGGACAUGAAGAGUCCACCGUUCAGUGAUAUUAAGAGGCCGGAGGAGGUGGUGGCGAUGGCGAUGAACGACAGCUUGAAAUUCGCCGUCCUGAUUGGCCUGAUCGAAGUGGGACAGGUGUCUAAUCGGGAAGUUGUCAACACGGUGCUUCAUUUGGUCAAUAAUAUCGGCGUCUGGUUUUUUAAAAAUCCGAUUCCAGUCCAAUGGACGAAAAAUAAAAAGGGCAUAUAUAUCCCCCCCACCCCCACCGUAGGAUUCCAUCUAUUAAUUAUUAAACCUGAAAAAUAUGAUGGAAAUAAAAUGGCGUCUAUAUAA
Molecule: messenger RNA, 559 nt
Organism: Vespa mandarinia (Asian giant hornet)
Lineage: Eukaryota; Metazoa; Arthropoda; Insecta; Hymenoptera; Vespidae
Product: neurobeachin-like
Source: RefSeq, a predicted model, not a curated record